Messenger RNA from Penicilliopsis zonata CBS 506.65, 594 nucleotides. RefSeq lists its product as hypothetical. The transcript has 4 exons. The coding region runs from base 1 to 594 and encodes 197 amino acids. Lineage: Eukaryota; Fungi; Ascomycota; Eurotiomycetes; Eurotiales; Aspergillaceae. The record is from RefSeq and is a predicted model, not a curated record.
AUGAGCGCCAUAUACGAGAACUCUUCUGUCUUUGAAGCCUUUCUGCCCUCCUACCGAUCUUCUCGGCCAGACGAUCUUCAGCUGGAGAUUCUGGACUGGAAUAUUGGUCUGCCUGUCUUACGGUCAAAGCUCAAGACGUGGCAUCUCUCGCUGCAACACAAUCUCUGUCCCCUCGUCAGGCUUCUCCGGUAUUUUUCAGUACCCUCUGCCUUCCUCGACGAACACAUCCAGUCCGUGACGCACUCCUUUGGCGCUGCUGAUCUGGAUUCUGGCUUCCCAAUAGACGAGGAGGUAUGGAUAGCCGACCCGCGGCCGGACGGGUUAAAUCUGCCCCAAUGGGAUGGAACGUGGUUCCAGUCGGCUUUCUUUCUGCGAUGGAGUGUGCCUGAGAAGGACACCCAGGCGUCGUCGCAGGUGACGAUGCUCUGUCUCCAGGCGCCCGAGUCUCUGCGUCGGAGUCUUCUACGGCUCCCUGUUUCUGUCUUGUGCGCCAGCGAGGUGCAGGACCCGCACAGUCUCCUGGUGGUAGUCCUCAAGGAGCUGUCUCAUCAGAUGGCAGAUACAACAUGGGACAUGGCGGACGUUUUUAGCUGA